This is a messenger RNA of Auxenochlorella protothecoides, 996 nucleotides long. RefSeq lists its product as hypothetical. Gene Ontology annotation, biological process: proteolysis. Gene Ontology annotation, molecular function: ATP-dependent peptidase activity; metalloendopeptidase activity; ATP binding. Bases 1 to 996 code for a protein of 331 amino acids. The record is from RefSeq and is a predicted model, not a curated record. The transcript is spliced from 4 exons. Lineage: Eukaryota; Viridiplantae; Chlorophyta; Trebouxiophyceae; Chlorellales; Chlorellaceae.
AUGCAGGCUACAGGUCUCGCGAGGGGCCACCUCUCCCCGCUUCAUGCUGUCCCCCCAUGCCGGCGCCAUGGCAUCAUCUGCAAGGGGUACGCCCGCACCCAGACACCGCUGCUCGAGUCCUUGAAGCCCCUGAACAGGGCUCUGGAGUCGGGCACGAACGAUGAGGCCGUGGCUGCUGCACAGGAGCUGAAGGAGAGCGGGGUGCUGUGCUUGUUUGGGGAGGGGCGCCAGGUCCCCAAGCGCCCCUACACCCUGGAGGAGGUCCGUCUCAACAGGAUCGACCCCGCCGCCCUCCUGUCCCCCGUGGAUGCCACCAUGAAUGGCGUGCGCACCGGUCUCCAGGCUGUCGCGGCCAGCGGUCUCCUGGCCCUAUUAUAUGGUGGAGCGGUGGAUGUGUCCGGGGCUGCGGUGCUCGUGCUGUUGGGGGCCACCCUGGCGGUGGCAGACCAGGUAGGCACCGGCGGCGGGGUCGAGGCCCUGCUGCUGGACUUGGCGGCGCGGAAGGUGAGCGGAAGCUAUGCGUCCCGCGUGGCCACACACGAGGCCGGCCACUUCCUGGUGGCCUACCUGCUGGGCCUGCUGCCCCGCAGCUACACAUUGUCGUCCUGGGACGCCUUUCAAGCGCAGGGCCGGCUGGGUGUCCAGGCGGGGACCGAGUUCUGCGAUGGCGACUUCCAGCGAGAGGUAGCCAGCGGGAAGCUGUCCUCCAACAGUCUCGAUGCCUUCACCUGCCUGGGUCUGGCCGGCGUGUGCGCUGAGACCGUGGUCUACGGCCGGUCCGAGGGCGGGCUGGCCGACAUUGCCCAGCUGGACUCGCUGCUGCGGCGGAUCAACUUCAACCAGGCCAAGGCUGAUGACCAGGUGCGAUGGUCGGCCAUCAACGAUGUCGUGCUGCUGAGGCGGCAUGCCGCUGCCCAUGCCGCACUCACAAAAGCCAUGCAAGCAGGAAAGAGCGUUGCUGAGUGCAUCGCUGCGAUUGAGGCUGCUGAGGCGUAG